This is a messenger RNA of Prosopis cineraria, 1747 nucleotides long. RefSeq names its product E3 ubiquitin-protein ligase HAKAI homolog. Gene Ontology annotation, biological process: protein ubiquitination; regulation of cell adhesion. Gene Ontology annotation, molecular function: ubiquitin protein ligase activity. Lineage: Eukaryota; Viridiplantae; Streptophyta; Magnoliopsida; Fabales; Fabaceae. The transcript has 4 exons. The record is from RefSeq and is a predicted model, not a curated record. Bases 206 to 1528 code for a protein of 440 amino acids.
ACUACCGGACUUCGUCUUGCCCAUUCGCACUUCAGGCAGAGAGACCUUUACCCCGUUGUGAACGAAAACUGAGACAUCAAGCUCGUGAAUGAAGCAGCUGCGCCGGUUCCUGUGCUACUAGAGGGAGCAUCUGUUGUCGUGGUUUACUGAAUUGCUGAUUAUUUUCUUUACAAGAGUUUGAGUUCAGGGAAAUAGUUGGUCCAACAUGCUUCAGAUUCGGCUUAGUAAGGUUCCAGCCUCUGAAGGUUUAGCAGGGGUGAAGUCCUCACCUGUUGAGACUGUUACUGUUACAUGUCCCGAUCAUCUAGUCCUUGCUGAUCUUCCUGUGGCAAAGGGCAUCGGUUCAGCAGCUGCUACUUCACUGGUGAAGACUCUUGGCCGUAGAUCUCGUCGUCAAUGUGGCGACUGUGUCCAUUUCUGUGUUCGUUGUGAUUUCCCAAUUGCAAUCUAUGGACGGCUGAGCCCUUGUGAGCAUGCCUUCUGUCUUGAUUGUGCUAGAAGUGAUUCAAUGUGCUAUCUGUGUGAUGAACGAAUCCAGAAAAUUCAGACAAUCAAAAUGUUGGAAGGAAUAUUCAUCUGUGCAGCUCCUCACUGUUUCAAGUCUUUCUUGAAGAAGUCAGAAUUUGAAAUGCAUAUCCAAGAUGUACAUGCUGACCUUCUCCACCCCAAUGUAGAUAAAGAAGAUGGAAAUGAGUCAGAGACUCAUGGUGUUCGGCAACCUGCAAUGUCAGAAUCUUCUGCUCGAGCUCCCCAAAGGCCUGUUUUCUCUCCAGGUUCAAAUUCCCAGCUAAAUGAUCGAGAAGACAAAGCUCGUCAACAACCACCAAGAGACCAACCACCUUCUAGGCCGACUUUGCAGCCAAAGCCACCCUCUUUUGGUCAAGUUCAAAGUCACUCCGCAGAUCUCCAGUCUGGCUCUAAUGGAGGUAUUCCUCAGAGCUUCUAUCAACAAAGUUCUGACAUGCAGCGACCUCUACAAGAACCUUCCCAGUUUGCAGACCGGCACCGAGGUGUCACACCAGAGACACCACUUCCUGAUUAUCCAUCCAUGCAUCCUUCCCAGCCACCCAAUUUCGCUGUGCCAGUUAAUGCUAACGCAAUGUUGAAUCCGCCUGUGCCAUUUGGUUAUCAUCCCUUCCCACCACAUGAUGGAGCUCCGCCAUUUUAUGUAAACCCCUAUGAUAUGCGUAGGCAGGACUCAGCUUCUGAAGUAGGUGGAGACCAGAGUUCCUUACUUGGUUUUCCACCGGGUUCUGCAACCGGCUCUAAUUUUCCAGCAAAUUAUCCCCAGCCCUUGAGUGCAGGAACUGGUGGCCUACCUUUUGAACAAGGACAUGGUGGCAUGGCUAUGGAUCCAAGGGACGCUAAAGGUAUAUUGGCACCACAGUCCAUGCCCCUCCCACCUCCACCUCCACUGCCGCCCAUGUCCCAUCUGAACCAGAAAUAUUAUUCCGGUGAGUUUGGACACAAUGGACAUGGUUAUGGUUGGCAGCAUGAUACUCGAGAAGCCUUUGGUGGUCAGGACUAGCGGGCUCCGAGUCACAGAGUCUGCUCUCGUGCUUAUUAGAUAAAUUUGGUUUUAUAAAACGUAAGCGCUUUGUUGUUACUGACAUUAUCUAGCACCUAUUAGGUUGCAUUGAUAAUGAAUUUUGUAUUCUAAGACCCAAAAAAAUAUAUGUGCCGAAUUCGUUGUCAUCAAAUUUUAUUGUUGUUAAAUCUAUAAAAUUAAUUUUUAUUUUGUUUUCUA